Messenger RNA from Boeremia exigua, 1898 nucleotides. RefSeq names its product N-acetylglucosamine-6-phosphate deacetylase. Gene Ontology annotation, biological process: N-acetylglucosamine catabolic process. NCBI's taxonomy places the organism in Eukaryota, Fungi, Ascomycota, Dothideomycetes, Pleosporales, Didymellaceae. The coding region runs from base 384 to 1700 and encodes 438 amino acids. The transcript has 2 exons. Gene Ontology annotation, molecular function: N-acetylglucosamine-6-phosphate deacetylase activity. The record is from RefSeq and is a predicted model, not a curated record.
ACCUCAAGUACUACCGCGAUGGGUCUCAAGGAUGCAGUGGUGGGCGAUAAGCUCCCAGAACAAAUCGUUGUGUCACAUCGUUUCCGGCAGCCAGUAAGGUUGCUGGUCUAGGAGGCGUGUACUCUUGGCAGCAUCCGGCGGGUUUGUGACAGGAGCUUGCGUCCAGCUGUGAUAGUUACUGGCGUCAUCGUAGCUAAUCUGUGGGGACUCCAGGCCUCUUUAAUACCACCGUAUGCGCGCCCGUCCUUUGAGGUUGGUUGAGCUCUGUCUCAACCGCACUCCCUUUCCAUUUCCGGCCAGUGCCUUGGCCUAUUCCCUUACUUCCAACCCUUACGGUCCAAUAUUCCACCAUUUGGGCUUCUGCAAGUCUCACAGUGUACACCAUGCCAUCGCUGGUCACCACGAGUAGUAAUCCGUGCUAUGCACAGAAAGGAUCUGGCGUAACCAAGUUCACCAAUUGCUUGCUGGUUAAAGGAAAUGAUCUCGUUAACGAGGAUCUUUGGGUCAGCUCCAUCACGGGUAAGAUCCUAAAUGGACAAGAGGUAUUCUUCGAGCACAAGACCGCGCCCGAAGAGGUCGUCGACCUGGGUGGCCGCAUACUCUCUCCUGGGUUUAUCGAGACCCAGCUCAACGGCGCAUACGGAUUCGAUUUCUCGGUCAUCCCUGAUGAGGGUGCUGCAGCCUACGGCAAGGGUGUGCUGCGAGUCAACAGAAGACUCAUUGCUGCUGGCGUAACAUCUUACUUGCCGACAAUUACUUCGCAGGAGCCGGAGGUUUAUCACAAGGCGUUACCCUACUUGGGACCGUCAGGGGCGGAUCGCGACCCAGCCUAUGGUUCAGAGUCUUUGGGCGCCCACUGCGAAGGCCCCUUCUUGAACUGCACGAAAAAUGGUAUCCACAGGGCCACACUCCUACGUGAGCCAGCAAAUGGCAUAUCUGACAUAGCUGCUUGUUAUGGUGCUGCUCAUGUUGGACACGAUUCGCCUAUCAAGCUUAUCACUCUCGCUCCUGAGCUCCCAGGAGCCCUCUCUUCCAUCCAAGCUCUUACAGAGAGAGGUAUUAGAGUUUCGAUUGGACACUCGGAAGCUACAUACGAGGAAGCGAAAGCAGGUAUAAAAGCUGGUGCAAGCAUGAUCACCCAUCUGUUCAAUGCCAUGCGCCCUCUCCAUCACCGCAAUCCCGGCAUCUUUGGUCUGCUUGGUACGCCGUCUUCCUCCAUACGCAAACCAUACUUUGGUAUAAUCGCAGACGGCACACACUUGCAUCCCACAUCUAUCAAAAUUGCAUGGAAUGCGCAUCCAGAAGGUUUGAUCUUAGUCACUGAUGCCAUGCGUCUUGCUGGGAUGCCCGAUGGUAUUUACGAAUGGACAAACGGGUCGCGCAUCAUCAAGCAAGGUCCGUUGCUUACACUGGAAGAGAAUGGCAAGAUCGCUGGGAGCAGUAUCCAGCUUAUGGACUGUGUAAACAAUUUCUUGAAUUGGACAGGUGCAAGUGUACCAGAGGCGCUGAAAGCGGUCACGGAGACCCCAGCAAAGAUGUUAGGUUUGGAAGACACUAAAGGUAGUCUCAAAGAGGGAGCUGAUGCAGAUUUGGUCAUUCUUAGCCUGCAAGACAACUCGACAGGAUGUGAGAGGAAGGUCACGGUGGAUCAAGUGUGGAAAUUCGGGGUGAAAGUCUUCGACGGAGCGUCCAAUUGCUGAUUUAGCAUUGAAUGGCUGUGUCCAUAGGACAGUAAGAACGAGCGUUUGUCUGGAGGAGCCGAAAUGAUCGCUUGUGGGUAGUCCAUCUUAAGAUUAAAGUAGCGAGUACGAACUUAGACUCUAGACUUGUAUGCAGUUGUUGGAAUUAAGCAAGCUGUAUAUACUCCACAUACGACUUCAAGAAGUCGGGUAACCUCG